Messenger RNA from Oncorhynchus masou masou (cherry salmon), 7240 nucleotides. RefSeq names its product E3 ubiquitin-protein ligase TRIM62-like. Gene Ontology annotation, cellular component: cytoplasm. The record is from RefSeq and is a predicted model, not a curated record. Gene Ontology annotation, molecular function: ubiquitin protein ligase activity; protein binding; zinc ion binding. Lineage: Eukaryota; Metazoa; Chordata; Actinopteri; Salmoniformes; Salmonidae. Gene Ontology annotation, biological process: innate immune response; protein ubiquitination; positive regulation of canonical NF-kappaB signal transduction. The transcript has 6 exons. Bases 333 to 1832 code for a protein of 499 amino acids.
CCUUCCUGAAAGGGACCUGAGCAGAAAUUCAGGAGUUGUGCUUGUCACUGUGACAACAAUGCCGUGAGUGAGGUUGUCUGAAAUGAUUUAUUUGAUGUGGAGCAGUCUUCUUCGAUUGUUUUGGUAAAGGUCAGACAGGGUCGCGUUGAAAGCACCCUGAUUUGAAGUAACGUUACCAAAGGAGACUUGCUAAGGAAAAUCAAGAGUGGCCAAGAUUCUGAAGUGGGUGUCAAAGAACUGCCAGUCAAGAGUUGAUCUCACAAGCCAGAACAUUGUCUUAAAAAAGUAUAGCCAGUGUGCAGUUAAAUGCAGCUCAACCUCUGUGUUUGCAAAUGGCUUGCUGUCUGAAGGAUGAGCUCCUGUGUUCCAUCUGCCUGAGUAUCUACCAGGACCCUGUCAGUUUUGGCUGUGAGCACUAUUUCUGCCGAAAGUGCAUCACUGAGCACUGGAGCAGACAGGAGCCCCACGGUGUACGAGACUGUCCUGAGUGCAGGAGGACCUUCGCAGACCCUCUUCUCUCCCCAAGCCUCAAGCUGUCCAACAUCGUGGAGCGCUACUCAGCCUUCCCGCUGGACGCCAUCCUCAACGCGCAGAGGAGCUCCUAUCCCUGCAAGGACCACGAGAAGGUCAAGCUUUUCUGCCUCAGCGACAAGAGCCUGGUGUGUUUCUUCUGUGACGAGCCAGCCUUACACGAGCAGCAUCAGGUCACCACUAUUGACGAGGCCUACGAGGAGAUACAGAGGGAGAUGAAGGAGCAGCUGGCCACUCUGCAGGACAGUGAGAAGGGACACACCGAGGCCUUGCAGCUACUGCAGAGACAACUCACUGAGACCAAGUCGUCGGCCAAGGGCCUGCGUGCGACCAUCGGCGAGGCAUUUGAACGCCUGCAGCGGUUCCUGCGAGAGCGCCAGAAGGCCAUGCUGGAGGAGCUGGAGACGGACACGGCACGCACGCUCUCCGACAUCGAGCACAAGAUCCAGCGCUUCAGCCAGCAGCUGCGUGACGUCAAGGAGGGCAUCGGCAUCCUGCAGGAGCGCCUCAACGAGACGGGACGCCACGACUUCCUGGAGGGCGUGGCCCUCACCUCCGAGAGGUGCUCUGCUUACUGUCUGACUGACCUUGGAUCAGCUCUUCUUCCAAAAAGCCACAGUCCUAAACUUUUGAUAAAAGGAAAGAUACAUGAGACCAAUCUAACAUAUGAAGAUUUCCCGACCUCCAAGUACAUGGGGCCCCUGCAGUACACAAUAUGGAAGUCUCUCUUUCAGGAUAUUUCACCAGUGCCAGCAGCUUUGACCUUAGACCCCAUCACAGCCCACCAGAGACUCAUCCUAUCAGAUGACUGCACCAUCGUAGCCUAUGGUAACCUGCACCCCCAGCCCCUGCAGGACUCCCCGCGGCGCUUCGACGUGGAGGUGUCUGUGCUGGGGGCCGAGGGCUUCGGCUCCGGGGUGCACUACUGGGAGGUGAUGGUGUCAGAGAAGACCCAGUGGAUGAUCGGCGUGGCCAAUGAGACGGUCAGCCGCAAGGGCAGCAUCCAGAUCCAGCCCAGCCGCGGCUUCUACUGCGUCGUCAUGCACGACGGCAACCAGUACAGUGCUUGCACCGAGCCCUGGACCCGCCUCAACGUCAAGAGCAAGCUGGAGAAGGUGGGCGUGUACCUGGACUACCCCAAGGGCCUGCUGGUGUUCUACAAUGCUGAUGACAUGUCCUGGCUGUACACCUACAGGGAGAAGACUUUCCCGGCCAAGCUCUGCCCCUACUUCAGCCCCGGGCAGAGCCACGCCAAUGGCAAGAACGUCCAGCCGCUGAGAAUCAACACCGUGCGUCUAUAAGAGCCACACACAGGGUCACUCUACAGAUCGGCUCGCUCACCUCAACCGAUGAUGACGUAACUAAGAUCCUAAAGACGGCUCGUUUUUUUUAAAUGAUGAGGGGGGACAACGACGACGACGACGACAGGGUGUUUGACUAUGAAAUGUAAAUUUCUUUCGUUCUGGUGUUCUUUUCCGGGUCUCUGUUUUUGUCUUGCCUGUCGGUGUGGCUCCUCACUGAUCUCACCAGGGAGGGACUAUGUGGACAUUGCUGCAGCAUCAUGGUUUCAACUGGAGCACCGGUUAGCUUCUUCAGGGGUGGAAGGAGAGGGAGACCCCCGCUCCCCCAAGCCCCUCUGGGCUUUACUCUGUCUGCAUAGAUGACGUCAUCGCACCGUGGUUUAGUAGUGGGAUCUCUGUGCUGUGACUGAGGUCCACCUUGAACAGGCCCAUGGGCUCUGCUCUCCUUCCAAGGCUCCAGACUGACUGACAGACGGCUGCUCGGUCUGUCUCUCUCAGCAGCCAGACAUUUUGAAACCGGGGGCCACCUUUCUUUUAGGCUUGUUUGCGGAAUAUUUCUGACGACGCUCUGCUCCUUUUUUCUUUGGCACAGAUCUCAGUUGUGAGUGAAAACCUAUCGGUGUGGCAGUGAGUGCUGUUCCAUGUCCUCCCCGGUGAACCUGUACACUUUACUGAUGGAAUGAUGUCGCAUCCCUUGAUUCCUUUCCCUCAGGACACACGUCCAGUUUUCCACUGUCGAGUCAGUCCAAGUGCUGGACGUGGCUGAUACUCGUCAUUCGACAACGGCAGCCACGUGGUCUGUGUGCUCUAGUGAUGGUCACUCUGUGCGUGGUCACUGUUGUGGUGCUUGCUGUCCUCACCAUUCCCUCGUUUCCCUACACCUCUCUGUCUCAUUGGGGGUGCCUGGAGAGGUCGUGUGUGUGUGUGUGUUUGCGUGUGUGUGGCAUGAAAAUGUGUUUCACUGUGCGAGUGGGGACCUCUCUCCCCCCACCGGGUGGUUUCUGUUGGGUUCUUCCACUCCAGCAUGAGAGCUCUACUCUACCUGGCAUGUACCUAUGUUACAUGUUUGUUUGUUAUUUUUAGCAGGUUAGUCUCGUUUUGAGCAUUCUCUUUUGCAAGAGAGAACUGGCCAAAAUAGCAGUACCCCAAGUUGCAGUCACGUUUACAAAAUAAAACACAAAGCACUACAGUUGGAAAAGAAGUGUGGCGCAACUAGGGGUCAAAACAUUGACCGCAACCCCCCCACCACCACCUAAUUUCCCAUCAUAGUGUUUAACGUAGUUUUAAUCUCAUUUAAAGGGACGAGCUCCUGUCAUUUCAGGACCUUUUUUGAAGCUCGUCCCAAGUGAAAGGGGCAGUGAACUGGCAUACUCCCCGCCCCCCUGCCCGAUCAGAUGAUCCUAUCCAAGUCUUUACAACGUGUCAUGAUCAACGGCGUCGAAUGCCUUUUUGACAGCUCGAUGAAAAGGGAGACGGUGCCGUUUCUCGCCCCGUGGCCUCAAUAAUAUCAUUAACAACUUUUGUUGCUGCAGUAGAAGAGCCAUGCUGUUUUCUGAAACCUCCAUUGAAACUUAGAUCAAACGUCAUUGACACACAAACCUGUGGAUUCCAUCUCCCUGCCUCCUCUCUCCCUCGACAUCAUAGGUGUGAGAGGUUAAUCAGAAUAAAUGAAUCUUGACUUCUGCUGAAUUACAGUUAGCCUAUGGGGCAGAGACCACUGACAACUCGAGCAGCAUGACGCUGGAAUUAAUGAGCUCUGGAAGGUCUUUAAAUCAUUCUGUCUUUUUGUACACCAAAUGCAACAAUUUCAUAUUUUUGUUCAGUGUAUUUUAAUAACAUUAAGGAUAUGAAAAUGGCCAAAGAAAGCGAUAUUACAGUACAUUAUUAUACUGCCUUGGCCUGGACUGUUGGCAUCUUGUUGGCAAUGUUCCAUUUAGUUCCAUAAGGCUGUUGCAGUGUAAACAUAACACACCAAUAUAUAUUCUCUGAGGCCCAGGUAUGUGUUUGCUUCUCUGCCCCAUAUGCACCAAGAGCUCUUGUUAUUUCCUGGUUUAAGAUGAGAGCUCUUGUCUCUUAACCAAGUCCAGCAUUGAGAGAGCCUAGAGCCAGGGGGCGGGCUGUCUGUAUGUUAGUGUGUGCUCAUGUUGCUGGGAUAUAUGCAGUUUCUUCAGAAAGUAUUCAUGCCCAUUGACAUAUUCCACAUUUUGUGUUAGUCUGAAUUAAAAAAAAAAAAAAAAAGUUUAAAGUUUUCCCUCACGAUCUACACACAAUACUCCAUAAUGACAAAGUGAAAACGUGUUUUUAGAAAUGUUUGCAAAUUUAAUGAAAAUGAAAUAGUCUGAAUUUACGUAAAUAUUUACACCUGAGUCAACGACAGUUGAAGUCGGAAGUUUACAUACACCUUAGCCAAAUACCUUUAAACUCAGUUUUUCACAAUUCCUGACAUUCAAUGCUAGUAAAAAAAAAAGUCUCUGUCUUAGGUCAGUUAGGAUCACCACUUAUUUCAAGAAUGUGAAAUGUCAGAAUAAUAUUAGAGAAUUAUUUAUUUCUGCUUUUAUUUAUUCACAUUCCCAGUGGGUCAGAAGUUUACUUCACUCAAUUAGUAUUUGUUAGCAUUGCCUUUAAAUUGUUUAACUUGGGUCAAAUGUUUCAGGUAGCCUUCCACAAGCUUCCCACAAUAAGUUGGGUGAAUUUUGGCCCAUUCCUCCUGACAGAGCUGGUAUAACUAGGUUAGUAGAUCUCCUUGCUCGCACAUGCUUUUUCAGUUCUGCCCACAAAUUUUCUAUAGGCUUGAGGUCAGGACUUCAUCGUGGCCACUCCAAUACCUUGACUCUGUUAUCCUUAAGCUAUUUUGCCACAAAUUUGGAAGUAUGCUUGGGGUCAAUGUCCAUUUGCGACCAAGCUUUAACUUCGUGACUGAUGUCUUGAGAUGUUGCUUCAAUAUAUCCAUGUAAUUUUCCUGCCUCAUGAUGCCAUCUAUUUUGUGAAUUGCACCAGUCCCACCUACAGCAAAGCACCCCCACAACAUGAUGCUGAUGCCCCCGUGCUUCACGGUCGGGAUGGUGUUUUUCGGCUUGCAAGCCUCCCCCUUUUUCCUCCAAACAUAACGGUGGUCAUUAUGGCCAAACAGUUCUAUUUUUGUUUCAUCAGACCAGAGGACAUUCAUCCAAAAAGUACGAUCUUUGUCCCCAUGUGCAGUUGCAAACCAUAGUCUGGCUUUUUAUGGCAGUUUUGGAGCAGUGACUUUUUCCUUGCUGAGUGGCCUUUCAGGUAUAGGACUCGUUUUACUGUGGAUAUAGAUACUUUUGUACCUGUUUCCUCCAGCACCUUCACAAGGUCCUUUGCUGUUGUUCUGGGAUUGAUUUGCACUUUUCGCACCAAAGUACGUUCAUCUCUCGGAGACAGAAUGCGUCUCCUUCCUGAGCGGUAAUGAUGCCUGAGUGGUCAGAAGCUUCUAAAGCCAUGACAUCAUUUUCUGGAAUUUUCCUAUCUGUUUUAAUGGCAGUCAUGUAAACUUCUGACCCACUGGAAUUGUGAAAUAAUCUGUCUGUAAACAAUUGUUGGAAAAAUUACUUGUGUCAUGCACAAAUUAAUGUCCUAACAGACUUUCCAAAACUAUAGUUUGUUAACAAGAAAUUUGUGGAGUGGUUGAUAAAUUAUUUUUAAUGACUCUAACCUAAGUGUAUGUAAACUUCUGACUUCAACUGUAUGUAGAAGCACCUUUGGCUGCAACCUUUUUUAGGUAAGUCCAUAAGAGCUUUCCACCCCUAGAUUGUGCAACAUUUUCCCAUUUUAUUAUUUUAAAAAGUAUUCAAGCUCUGUCAAAUUGGUUGUUGAUCAUUGCUAGACAAUCAUUUUCAGGUCUUGAUAUAGAUUUUCAAGUAGAUUUAAGUCAACUGUAACUCGGCACAUUCACUGUCUUCUUGGUAAGCAACUCCAUUUGGCCUUGUGUUUUAAGUUAUUGCCCUGCUGAAAAGUGAAGUAAUCGCCCAGUGUCUGGUGGAAAGCAGAUUGAGACAGGUUUUCCUCAAGGAUUUUGCCUGUACUUGGCUCCAUUCCAUUAUUUUUUUUAUCUUGAAAACCUCCUCAGUCCUUAACGAUUACAAGCAUACCCAUAACAUGAGGCAGCCACCACCUAUUUAAAAUUACGGCCUACCCUGGACGACCAAAUCACGACCGGAUAUGAUACAGCCUGUAUUCAUUGCAAAAAUUGUAUUGCUUUACCACAUUUUUUGCAGUAUUACUUUAGUGCCUUGUUGCAAACAGGAAGCUAGUUUUUGAAUAUUUUUUUAUUCUUUACAGACUUCCCUCUUUUCACUCAGUCAAUUAUGUUAGUAUUGUGAAGUAAUUGUUGUUUAUCCAUCCUCAGUUUUCUCCUAUCACGGCCAUUACACUCUGUAAUUGUUUUCCUCUCCGGCAGCGGAGUUAGGAAGGACGCCUGUAUCUUUGUAGUGACAGGGUGUAUCGAUACACCAUCCAAAGUGAAUUAACAACUUCACCAUGCUUAAAGGGAUAUUCAGUGUCUGCUUUUUUUUUUUUUUUUGCCCAUCUAACAAUGGGUGCGAGCUAUUCUUUGCGAGGCAAUGGAAAACCUCCCUGGUCUUUAUGGGUGAAACUGUCUGAAAUUCACUGCUCGACUGAGGGACCUUACAGAUAAUUGAAUGUGUGGGUUACAGAGAUGAGGUAGUCAUAAAAAAAAAACUAUUGCACACAGUGACUGUGACUUGUUAAGCCAAUUUCUAUUCCUGAACUUAUUUAGGCUUACCAUAACAAAGCGGUUGAAUACUUAUUGACUCAAGACAUUUCAGCUUUUCAGUUGUAAUUAAUUUGGAGAAAUGUCUCAAAACAUAAUUUCACUUUGAAAUUGUGGGUAGGCCAGUGACACAAAAACGUCUCAAUUUAAUACAUUUUUAAAUUCAGGCGCUGUAACAUUUGGGAAGAAGUCAAGGGGUGUGAAUACUUUUCUGAAGGCACUGUAUGUUCUGGCCUCUUGUCUGUGAGGUGCAGUGAUAAAAGAUCCCCCUAUAUCCCUGCUCUUGCAUCCUUGUGUCUGUGUGUCUUGUCUGUGUUGUCCACUUUAAAGAACUGGGGCAGUGCCCUGCUUUGUUGGAUGCGUUGUUGGUGUGUUCUGAUGACUAUGUGCAGUAUGAUGCAGAUCCCUGUGGGGUCUAUUAAAAGCAAGACUGCUGUCCGGUGAUAUGGAUAAGAAGUAGAAAGAUGAUUAUUGUGGGGUGGUGGUGGGUAACUGGUAUUGGUGGUGGUGAUGAUUUAUAAUACCACUUUUAAUGAUUGUGUCGGGAUGUUGGUGGCUGUGCAACCAUCAUUGUGCGAACCCACACUGGUGUGCUUGUUGCCCGUGGGUCCUGAGAAAUGUUUUAAUGUACAAUUAAAGAGUGGUAAAAAACCAA